AUGGCCUUUCAGACGAACGUCUUCAGGAAUGGAGCCUGGGUUACGGAAACCAUCGACCUCCAAGCUGUGCUAAGGGGCUCAACCGCCACCGCUGCCGCCGCUGCACCCCCUUCACCCCCUGCCCCUCCAAAUUGCGGCAUCCUGACGAGAACCAUCAUCGAGAGUCCUAUAGCCCGGUGGGUUCUCCCAGCUCGCCUCAGAUCAGCCCAUCAUAACGAUGUCGCUUUCGUCGGGGACCGUUACGUGAGCAUCAACGAGUUGCGCAAGGAUGGCCAGCUCCAAGAGGUUCUUCGAAAAAACGACUUCGGCUGCCGCAUCCGAAACGCCUUGGUGAUUGGAAACAAGUAUGAGCACUUCCGCGUCGUGGCUGAAGAAGCUGGACCCGACCAUAUCAAAAGUGAAGACGAGGACGACGACACUCAAAUGGCUGACAUCAGCUCCGCCUCCGCCACCAGCGGCCCCCAUGGUCUUUUGCCACCACACUUGCUACUUCUGAUCCUCGAGUCCGGUUCCUUCGUUUUCCUCUUCAUCAGGAGGGACCUUCACGGAAAGCUAGAGUUCGUCGCCUCGCCCUUCCACAACCCAGCCAGGCGACUAGGCCGCCUAGGAUUCCAUGUAGCCGUUGAUCCUCGAUCUCGUUACAUUGCUGUUGCUGAUGCCCAAAACAAAUUCGUCGUCUAUGAACUCGAAUCCAUGGAGUCGAUGGGCGACCAAUAUAUGCGUCACAAGUCCAUCAGCCCAAUAAAGACACACCAUCCAAGGGCAAUCCAGGGGACAAUACUCAAAAUGGAGUUUCUCUAUCCCCGCCCAGAGGAUGAACAGCAUGUUAUUCUCCUUCUCAUCGUUGUCAAAGGCGACAGAUCAAAGAUGGUUAUCUAUGAAUGGGAACGUGGGGAUGACCUCAGCCAGGUACUCGCAGAGGAGAAGCGCGGCCACCGCAUAGCACCCGAGCAUCGUCUGCCACUUUUGAUCAUUCCUUUGACAGUUAGAAGCUCCUUCUUUGCGGUAUCGGAGCACGCGCUUGGGAUCUGCAAGGACCCCCUUCAGGGCCCUCCUGAUAUCGAGACGAUCAACCCGAUCAGCCACCCCACCACCCCUUUCCACCAUGGAACUGGCGUGCCACUCUGGACGGCAUGGGACAGGCCAGUACGAAGACGACGCUACUACGACACAAAAGACCUCAUUUAUAUGGCUCGGGAGGACGGCGUGAUUGUCUUCUUUGAGUUUAAUGCCACAGACAUCCUUAGCGCCGCCAUGAAUGUUGGCAACUGCAACUGCAAUAUUUCCACCGCCUUCACCACAAUGUACGACGCCUACUCCGAUGUUGCUAUAGUUGCAGGCGAUUCCGGCCCCGGAAUGGUCUUCCAGCUCAAACCUCGAGAACCCCUCGUCGAGCUUGGAAUCAUCCCCAACUGGUCGUGUGCUGUUGAUUUUGUCACCACGGAUGCUCUAGCUACAUGGAACCCUAGGAGCGGGCCACGGGGAAAACCAGUCGUGCCAUGGCGACAACGGACAUUAGAGAACAUAACAUCUCCAGACAAGGUCCUUUGCGCAUCAGGAAAUGGCCCUCAAGGCAGCAUCACAGAACUCCGCUACGGGCUUCCCGCCAACAUAAUAUCGUACUUUGAACCGCUACCCACGAGAAGAGUUUGGGUGUUCCGGACCACCGAUGCCAGCUGGCCAUACCAAAUGUUGAUGGCAAGCCCUGGAACCUCGGAUGUUUUGCUGGUAUCCGCCGACCUCUCUCUUGCGGAGAUGGCUGACUCAAUGUUAACCCAAUUCGACACGGCAUCCCGAACUCUUGCAGCAGCACAGAGACCAGACGGAACCAUGAUUCAGGUGUCCGAGAAAUACAUCACACUGAUAAGCCGAAAUCACAGUUCGAGACAUAACCUCAAUGACUUCACCUGUAUCGGCGGAGUAACGGAGCACGCUGCAGUCAGAGAUCAUCGUGUUUGUGUGUCAACCUAUGCUGAGUCUCGCUUUCACAUCCACGCAUUCCGUACUAGCAUUGAUGAGCUGUCUCUCACUCAGACAUAUGCCAUCGAUGAUGACGAGGGACUCGAGUCCAACGAUGGGGAUGCAAUGGAAAUAGCACCGACCGUUGAGCUUGUCAAUACUAUUGUGGCGAUAACUGAAUCAAAGCAGCAAACGAGUCUGGUUCUGGGAACUCGCAGCGGCCACCUGAUCACAGUUCAACUCAGCGGCGCCGCUCCUUUUCAUCGACAUCUGUUUAGGGAGAGGUUGGGUACAGUCGCUCUUGAGGUGUUUCCCGUCGACGCGCCGUUUCUCCCAAGCUCGGUCUUAGUAUGCUGCAACGACGCUCUGCUUCUGCUGAGAGACUUUGAGACCAGGCGGCCAGGCCACUUCGCCACCAGGCAUCGCGUGUGGGUAACUGACCUGAAGCAUCCAGCAACAGGUUCGGUACCGGUUAUCUCCGCCGCCAGCAUACCAACCGACCUCGGCGGCAGCAAUCGAUUACCCCUGGUUCUCCUUUCAGGGGAGCGUAUGUCGUUUACGGAGCUGUAUCUGAAAGCUGGCCCGGUUCCAAAAAGUCUGCCGUUGCCCGGAACACCCUCCAAGUUGCUGUACUCCCAAACGCUACAGUGUUUGGUUGUCGCAGUCCAGAUUGGACAACAUCCGACCAUCCUGUUUAUGGAUCCCGAAACAGGAGAUGAUCUCUCUCUGCCUCAAGACAAGCACGGCAACGAAACAACAUUUAUCAAUGGGAUGGGAAGCCCCAACGACAGGAUACACGCAGUCUAUGACUGGCUGUUCGUAAGGGAUGGGAUGACGUUCCAUUAUCUCAUCAUCACAACAGCGGGGGGACGCCUCUUGCUUGUGACCCCAAAGAAGGAAGAAAGCCGUGAUAGCGAGGGUAACAGGAGAACGAGGAUACGGUUUUUCACUAAAUACAGACUGAAAGAGCCUGCGCCCAUAUACUCUAUUGUCGGGGACGGUGAUGGCAUCAUCUACUGCGCCGGGAAUAUGUUGCACUGGGACGUUCUCGAUCCCGUCGAGAAGAAGCUCGUCCGGAGAAAGAGCUAUGAGCUGAAUUCUCCCGCGACUUCGCUGCGGAUAGUCAACGGCAAGAUAUCGGCGCUGACUCUGAGCGACUCGGUAGUGGUCAUUGACCACACAUCAGAACACGAACACGGCAACAUGAAACAGAUCCAUGCGGACCAGGUCACGCGGAAAUCCAGUCACUUCUUCGAUGUCGGGGAUGAUACAGACGAACAGCUAGCCUGGCCAGUGACUUUGCUCACUGGUAUGGACCGGCACUUUACGGCAGUGUGGACUCCUUGGAAAGAGCCUCAAAGAGAGUUGGAACUUGUCGCAGAGGGACCACUCCCGGCCAGUGUCAGGAAACUCCAACGGGGCCAUGUGCGACCGGAAUGGGUUGCAACGGAACAUAUGCCAAAAUACGGCAGCAUACCCAGCACGGUCGACGGGGCCGAGGUGCUCGGGGUCUGUCUGGACGGGUCGUUGUUGCACUUCAGCCUUGUCAACGUUCAAGCAUGGCGAUUCCUUCGCCUAGUCGAGAACCUGGCCUUGAGAAGCCAACGCCUAUUUCCGUAUAGCUACAAAGUGUCGGUUCAGGGCGCUGAUGAAUAUGAUGCGGAGGCAAAGGAGACGCCCAAGUCGAUGAAGCACAUUGACGGAGACCUGCUCCAGCGGUGCGUCGACUAUCGGGCGCUAGAGAAGAUGGUAUUGGAAGACAGUGAUAUUGACCUGUUGCGGGAGUAUCUGGACGACCUGGAUGACGGAAAAUGGACGGCAUCGUUCCAGGACACCUACGACAUUACAAGGUAUUUUGAGCUGGCCUACGACAUCUUAGACUACUAUCUGGCUCCUGUUAUUUGA
Messenger RNA from Colletotrichum graminicola M1.001, 3864 nucleotides. Its product is annotated as thermotolerance protein. Gene Ontology annotation, molecular function: protein binding; U2 snRNA binding. Gene Ontology annotation, biological process: mRNA splicing, via spliceosome. The transcript has 5 exons. Bases 1 to 3864 code for a protein of 1287 amino acids. Gene Ontology annotation, cellular component: U2 snRNP; nucleus. The record is from RefSeq and is a predicted model, not a curated record. Lineage: Eukaryota; Fungi; Ascomycota; Sordariomycetes; Glomerellales; Glomerellaceae.